AUGCAGUCAUGGACUGGCAGAGGCAGCCGUUUCCUCUUCUGCGCCUUGCGAUCGUUUACACGACCUACUAAACGGCAAUUUACGACCUCUGACCCUCUAUACCGUUCGAAGCGAAACGCGAAACAUGACGGCGCCGGCUCGGACCAAAAAAGGAUCUCCAAAGCUGCAUCGAAGACCCAGCCAAAAACCACGCGACGACUACUUGCAGCCGAGCGAGAUUUCACCCGACUGACGGAAGCCGCAUUACGCGAUGUCAAAUUCAAAUACGAGGCAACUGGGGAGUUGCCAGCUGCGUGGUCUCAGUUUGAGCGUCAGGUGUUGAAUGCUUGCCAUGUUACGGAAUCCAAAACCACCGCGAAAUGGGGCACUUUGCAGGAUCUGAAAAAGUCACUGCAAAGGGCGUAUCUGUCGACGGGAGUAUCUGGACUACGUGAUGAGCUGGAGUAUCUACUCUAUGCAGAAGACCUCACGAAAACGUACUCGGCACCGAGCUUGGAAGCGCAGCAAAAGCUGGCUGAUCUUCGCUACCCGGCCGAAUGGUAUCCCAACGCGCGCUCCAUGCAGCGAAGCAUCCAUCUUCAUGUCGGUCCCACGAACUCAGGGAAGACCUAUCAUGCAUUGCAGCGACUGAAGUCGUCUAAAUCGGGAUUCUAUGCGGGCCCACUACGAUUGCUUGCGCAAGAGGUUUACCACCGUUUCAAGGACGAUGGCAUUCCCACUAGUCUGGUGACAGGAGAUGAUGUCAAGGCUCCAGAGGACGGACAACCGCCGCGCAUUACGAGCAACACGGUGGAGAUGGUCAGUGUGGGACAGGAGUACGAUGUGGGGGUUAUCGACGAGAUCCAAAUGAUAUCCAAUGCCCAGCGCGGAUGGGCGUGGACACGAGCAGUGUUGGGGACUCAGGCCAAGGAACUGCACCUUUGCGGUGAAACGCGUGCGGUACCUCUGAUCCGCGAGCUAUGUGCACUAACAGGUGAUACGCUGGAAAUCCAUCGCUACGAGAGGCUGAACGGCUUGGAGGUUAUGCAGAAGAGCUUAAAAGGCAACCUCAACAAUCUUCAGAAAGGAGACUGUGUGGUUGCCUUUUCUCGAGUCGGCAUUCAUGCCUUGAAAGCGGAUAUCGAAAAGACAACUGGAAGACGGGCAGCUAUCGUCUACGGAAGCCUGCCGGCCGAAAUUCGAACUCAGCAGGCCAACCUAUUCAAUGACCCACAUAAUGAGUAUGACUUUCUUGUGGCAAGUGACGCCAUUGGUAUGGGACUCAAUUUGAGCUGCAAACGCAUUAUUUUUGAGACCUUGAUCAAAAGACUCCCGGGGGGUCUGCAGCAACUCACAGUACCCGAAAUCAAACAAAUUGGUGGACGAGCGGGUCGAUAUCGACCAGCUGGUGCUAAAGAAGGAUCAGAAGAUGACGAGCCCAACGUUGGUCUCGUCACAUCUCUAGAAGAGGUCGACCUUCCCUACAUCCAACAGGCGAUGGAAAUGGAGCCACCUCCACUCCGGGCUGCUGGACUCCUCCCACCGAACUCCGUGUUCGAGAAAUUCGCCGCUUACUACCCAAAAACGGUCCCUUUCGAAUACCUGAUCAGACGUGUGAUCGAGAUAUCCACCAUUCACCCUCUCUUUUUCUUGUGUGACAUCAAAGGACAGCUUGAAAAUGCCGAAAUUGUCGACAGCACGCACGGAUUGACCAUUUUGGAUCAAUUGACAUUCGUGGCUGCACCCAUGGACCAUAAAAGUGCAUCUGCCCUUAACACCCCGGCCGCAUUUGCCGACUGCGUGGCUGAAAACUCACGGGGAAGAUUGCUGGACAUACCCCAUCUCAACCUCGAGAUCCUCGAGCAACCUGUCUCCGGUAACAAGGACUACUUGCACGAAUUGGAAAAUCUCCACAAAGCUAUCAUACUUUACUCGUGGCUGAGCUUCCGAUUCGGCGGAGUUUUCACAGACCGGACUCUUGCAUCGCAUGUCAAGGAGCUUGUAGAAGAGAGAAUGGUUCGGGCACUGACUGAAUUCUCUGCGAACAAGACACUGCGGAAGGACGCGUCACUGAAACGUCAGAUUGCACUGCAGAAGCAGAUACAUGCGCAACAGAGUAUCGCUUCCGAGGGCUUGUCGCAUCCCUCAGGCGAAGGCGAAAUGAUGUGGUACGGCUUAGGUGAGGAGAAAUCCCAAGAAACCACGGCCGAUGGAACCCCUGAGGCGGGAAUUGAGGGGUCCCCUGAGGAGGAGAUAGAUACAGACUCGGACCUCACUGAUGAAGGCUUCCAAGAAAGCGUGGAACGAGAAGACCUCGAAUUGGAGGAAAAGGAUCACACCCAAUGA
Penicillium argentinense is the source of this 2325-nucleotide messenger RNA. Its product is annotated as ATP-dependent RNA helicase SUV3. The record is from RefSeq and is a predicted model, not a curated record. The transcript is spliced from 2 exons. The coding region runs from base 1 to 2325 and encodes 774 amino acids. Gene Ontology annotation, biological process: RNA catabolic process; mitochondrial RNA 3'-end processing. Gene Ontology annotation, cellular component: mitochondrial degradosome. Gene Ontology annotation, molecular function: ATP binding; RNA helicase activity; hydrolase activity, acting on acid anhydrides. NCBI's taxonomy places the organism in Eukaryota, Fungi, Ascomycota, Eurotiomycetes, Eurotiales, Aspergillaceae.